AUGCUCUACAUCCUCGAUUACGGAGCUGGCAAUGUUGCCUCUUUGGGUGAGUCGCACGCUUUUUGUGUACCGUUUCCGAGAUGCUCGACGAGCUGACGAUGAUGCUGGGCUCUCGUGCUUCCGGUGCAGCGAACUCGGUUCGAUCGCUCGGAUUCGACUUCAAAUGGGUAGAGACAGUCGAGGAUAUUGAAAAAGCAGAGGUGAGUGACCUCCGAAGCUCGUUUCGUCGGCUGUACACUCCCUGUGAAGCGUGUCGACCCACCUCCGCUCGUCGUCGUGCACUCACAUUGUCGAUCAGCUCGUGUCUCGGCUGUUUCUCAUGGAUCGGGGUUGCUCCACGAUGACCGAAAUGUGCUCAAACGCUGACGAUGCGAAUACUAUCCCGCAGCGCAUCCUCUUUCCCGGCGUAGGCUCGUUCGACUCGGCGCUGCGAUCGCUUCGUGACAAGGGCUUCGCCGAACCGCUCAAGAAGUACAUCGCCUCGGGUCGCCCCUACAUGGGUAUCUGCAUCGGCAUGCAAGCCCUCUUCCAAUCCUCGUCUGAAUCCUCGUCCGAACAAGGUCUGGGUGUCAUCCCCGCCCACGUCGGCAAGUUCUCUCCCGCAGGAGGCAAGAGUGUUCCUUGCAUGGGAUGGAACGGCGCAGUCCCUCUUCGAGCGGACAGGGCCAAGGCGUUCGGUCUGUCCGGCGAAAGUGCGUUUUACUUUGUUCACUCGUAUCGCGUUGAAUUCGGUCCGGACGUUGAGGACUGGGCGUUGACCUUGACGCAGUACGGCGACGAGGUCUACGUCUCGUCGGUGCACAAAGGCAACGUUUUCGCGACCCAGUUCCAUCCCGAGAAGAGUGGGCAAGCCGGACUGGAUGUUCUCAGGGCUUGGUUGGACCAAGGUGAAGCCGUGGUCGACACGAGUGGACAGCAAAAGCGACCGAGGGCAGAUGUGAACGAGGAACUCGUCGCGCGUGGGUUCACAAAGCGUGUUGUCGCCUGCCUCGACGUCCGAGCGAACGAUCAAGGUGAUCUCGUCGUCACCAAGGGGGAUCAAUACGAUGUACGGGAAGCAGAAGAAUCGACAACAACAGCGACGCCCACACCCUCCAUCAACGCCGACGAGGGAUCCUCUUCCACCGAUGUCCUACCGCCAAAACCUUCGCGAGCCGUGCGCAACCUCGGCAAACCCGUCGAUCUGGCCCGGCGAUACUUUGCCGAGGGCGCGGACGAGAUUGCCUUCCUCAAUAUUACUUCGUUCCGCUCUUGUCCAUUGCACGAUCAACCGAUGCUUGACGUCGUUCGACAAUCCGCCAAGACCGUCUUUGUCCCGCUGACGAUCGGAGGAGGCAUUCGCGAUACGGUUGAUCCUGAUGGAUCGCAACGAAGCGCUCUGGAAGUCGCGGGUACUUACUUCCGAUGUGGUGCUGACAAGGUCUCGAUCGGGUCCGAUGCCGUCUUUGCCGUCGAGGACCUGCUGGAACGAGAGGCCAAGGGCGACGAACCCCUAAGUGGCAAGACCGGCAUCGAGACCAUCUCCAAGGCGUACGGCAACCAAGCCGUCGUGGUCUCGAUCGACCCGAAACGAGUCUAUGCGACCUCUUUGGACCAGAUUCCUGAACCCCACCGAAAAAAUGCUGUUGAUCUUGCUUCGCCUCAGCUGCCGAGCAAGGCACCGACAACGGCGCCUGUCAAACCCGACCUCGGACCGAAGGGCGAGCAGUUCUGCUGGUACCAAUGUACCGUCCGAGGAGGGCGAGAGAUGCGGGACCUCGACGUGGUCCAACUCGCGCAAGGGGUCGAACGCUUGGGCGCGGGCGAGUUGUUGCUCAAUUCGGUCGAUCGCGAUGGGUCCAAAGCCGGCUUUGACCUUCGACUAGUCGACUUGGUCCGAAGCGCCGUCGGGAUCCCUGUCGUCGCUAGUUCGGGAGCGGGCAAACCUGAGGAUUUCGAAGAGGUAUUUAGGGAAACGAGAGCUGAAGCGGCUUUGGCGGCGGGGAUCUUCCACCGCAAGGAGGUGCCCAUCGAGGAUGUCAAAUCGCACUUGAAGCAGAGUGGCGUCAGGGUUCGAAAGGUGUAG
This is a messenger RNA of Microbotryum saponariae, 2065 nucleotides long. NCBI's taxonomy places the organism in Eukaryota, Fungi, Basidiomycota, Microbotryomycetes, Microbotryales, Microbotryaceae. The record is from the annotation of a GenBank genome assembly.